Pseudogymnoascus verrucosus is the source of this 849-nucleotide messenger RNA. RefSeq lists its product as uncharacterized. The record is from RefSeq and is a predicted model, not a curated record. The transcript has a single exon. The coding region runs from base 418 to 801 and encodes 127 amino acids. Lineage: Eukaryota; Fungi; Ascomycota; Leotiomycetes; Thelebolales; Thelebolaceae.
CAAUGAUACUGGAUAUAUUAUAUUUAUAUAUAUAAAUAUGCAAGAGAACAGGAUUUUAAAGAGCGACGAGGAACAGAUCGCGACUCAGGAGGUGAGGCCGACUACUGCAAGGGACCAUUGACGAGGCUGUCCCUGAAAGUGACCUGAAAGUUUCCUGAAAGUGCCCUGUGAGCGUGUAAGCGUACCCUGAAUUUCCGCUAUUCCGUACCAGAAGGGUGCUGAAGUUCACUACUAAAAAGUACGGUGGGCCAUCACGGUCAGGGGCGCAGGAGAGACACGCGGCGCUUGGCUGGGUCGGGUUAGGCCGGGAGGGAAUAUCGUCAUAUCACCAUGCAAGUACGUUUUGUUAGUUGCAUUGACGUGUCGAGGAUGAUGGGAAGGUUAAAUUGUGAAUGUUGAAAAUGAGGAUAAGCUUAUAUGGAGAGGGGGAGUAGGUUAGGAAAUGUUGAUAUUCUGGCUCGAAUAUCAUUCUCAAAUUCUAUACUCGAAUCAACGACCGCCCAGGAAUCGGCCGCUUGUUGGUGGCUUGCUGACCUGGAGCUGGAGGCUGCGUGUUGGACACCAGGCCGUGGACAUGAGGCCGUCUGUUGGUUGACCGGACGUUUUAUAACUAUUCAAAACAGACUACUUGAUUUGAUCGGGGGUUUCGACCGUUUCGACUGUUUGAGGGGAACAUGCAACGUGGGGGCAUUAUUUUGGCACGCAUGUCAGUGUGGAGAGUGUGCUCUGUCCAGACAGUGCUCUGUGCAGACAAUGCUCAGCGAAGACAGCAAAUAUCAUGACUAUUUCAUUUUGAAGUGAUUCGUUAUUACCCUCUUCCACCCCCCCAAGCAAUCAUUUAAAUACCAU